AUGGGCCACGAAUUCUGCGGAAGGGUGUUUGAAAUUCCACCAGGCACGAAGACAGGCCUCAAGCUGGGGCAAUCCGUCAUGGUCGACCCUCGCAUCUGCUGUCGACAAUGUUCCAGGUGCACUUCUGAUGUCUCGAACAUGUGUACGAAGUGGGCAUUCCUGGGCUUAUUCGGUGGGGGAGGGGGAGGACUUUCUCAGUAUGUCGCUGUGGACGCCGACAUGUGUCAUCCCGUGCCAGAAUCCAUCCUCCCUUGGGCCGCACUCAUUGAACCACUGGUGGUGGCGAGGCAUGCGUUAAAGUUGCUCGACAGUGACCUUUUUAAGCCCUCAACCACCGCUUUAGUCAUCGGCGGCGGGCCGAUCGGGUUGGGCGUCAUUCACAACCUUCGUGUCAAGGGGAUGGUGACGAAGAUUAUCGUAUCUGAGCCAUCGCCAACCAGGAGAGCUCAAGUCGCCAGGUUCUGUCUCGAAGCAUUGGAUCCAACAGUCGUAGAUGUGGCUGAACGAUGCCUCGCUCACACUGGAGGAAUCGGUGUAGAUAUCCUUGUUGACUGUGCUGGCGUCGAAAAGGCCUUCAAAGAUGGAUUCAAAGCGCUGGGACCCAGGGGGGCUGCCGUUAUGGUGGCUGGUAUUACUCAGCCGGACCUGAAAGUCCCGAUAACCAUGCUGAUGGGAAAAGAGCUACGACUCCAUGGAUCAUUGGCUUAUGAUGAGAGUGACUUUCGAGAGGUUGUCGAGGAAUUUGUUACCGGCAAAUUUGACGAAGCCAAAAGCAUGAUUACCAGUAGAAUCAAGGUCGACGAUGUGGUGGAAAAGGGUUUCGAGGAGCUUCUCAGAAACAAAGACAACCAGAUCAAGAUCCUGGUCACACCAAAAGACUUGGACUUAACUAAGCCGAUAUCAUAG
Fonsecaea pedrosoi CBS 271.37 is the source of this 906-nucleotide messenger RNA. RefSeq lists its product as uncharacterized. Gene Ontology annotation, molecular function: (R,R)-butanediol dehydrogenase activity. Lineage: Eukaryota; Fungi; Ascomycota; Eurotiomycetes; Chaetothyriales; Herpotrichiellaceae. The transcript has 3 exons. Gene Ontology annotation, biological process: butanediol biosynthetic process. Gene Ontology annotation, cellular component: cytoplasm. Bases 1 to 906 code for a protein of 301 amino acids. The record is from RefSeq and is a predicted model, not a curated record.